AUGAGCUCGUCUGCGGUGGUAUCUGCACUGUUAAAAUGGCUCGAGGGCAAUGGAACGACCGACAUGUUGCUGGAAAUUCGAUACCUUGGCAAAUGCGAAGGUCAUGGGGUGCUCGCCAAGCAGUCGCUCGCCUGUGGUCAAGUGGCAUUGCAGAUCCCGUUCAGGCUCACAAUGACGAUCGAGUCUGCCGCUCACUCGGAUCUUGCACUCGUGCUCAAAAGGCAUCCACAGAUCCCACCUGAUGAGGUGCUGGCACUGCAUCUCAUGCACGAGCGGAGCAAAGGCAAAAGAUCGUUCUUUGCUCCGUUCAUCGCGUCGUUACCAGCUACAUUCGACUUGCCUGUGUUCUGGUCAGAAGCCGAGCUGAUCGAGCUCAAAGGCACAAAUGUGCUGCUGCUGACACAAAUGAUGCAGCGACAGCUAAAGAGGGACUACCAGAGCAUUCACCAAGAAGUGACGGACGAGUUUCCCGAGAUUUUUGCACCGCUGCCGACACUGACGCUCGAGGAUUAUACAUGGGCAAUGGCUGUGAUCUGGAGUCGUGCGUUUGGUGUGACCAAAGACGGGAGGUACUUGCGUCUGCUGUGUCCAGCGAUGGACAUGUUCAAUCAUGAUGUGAACUUGCACAACCCACUGGAUGAUUUUGUUUCGUUCGAUGAAGAGAAGCAAAUGAUGGUCCAUCAUGUUCCAACCGAAGUACCGAACGGAUCUGCCGUCAACAUUAGCUAUGGGCAGUACUCGAAUGCGAAAUUGCUUUAUUCGUAUGGCUUCGUCGCACAAGAGAACUCUAGACGGGCUGUGGACUUUUGGGUGAAGAUUCCACCAGCAGAUCCGUAUUUGAAGCUGAAGCAAACCCUUCUGGAUACGAACGAGCUUACGAAGGAACAGACGUACGACUUUUGCGGCACUCUUUUUCGAAAUGAUGUUGACGAGAGACUCCUCGCUACACUGCGCGUGGUUUUGAUGGACGAGCAGGAGAUUCGUCUGUACAAAAAGGCUUUCGAGUCAUCUAUCAUCAGCGCUCGCAAUGAACUGGCUGUCUACAACAACAUACAAAAUUCCUGUCGCCGUAAGCUCGAGACUUUUCCGACGACGCUCGAGGAGGACAAGGCGAUACUGGCUGAUGCAACGGCAGAGUCGAGCUUUCGGCUGCUGCUUGCGGUUCAAGUGCGCAUCGAAGACAAACAAGUGUUUGCAGGGGUCAUCGACACAAUCGAACAAUGGAAACACGUCCUAGCUACUUGUCCUGAGAAGUACCCACCUAGUACUACUCGGUUGUAA
This is a messenger RNA of Peronospora matthiolae, 1281 nucleotides long. NCBI's taxonomy places the organism in Eukaryota, Oomycota, Peronosporomycetes, Peronosporales, Peronosporaceae. The record is from the annotation of a GenBank genome assembly.